CACUUCGUCUGCAUGAACGACUGUUUCGGGCGCUUUGGCCUGCCGGAAAAAAAAAUGCAUCAUAAUCUAUCGUUAAGUUUGCCCCACCUACACGCAGCCGUUUGUAUUUAAUAAAUACAUAAGGCCUUGGAGCUGCAUUAAUGAAACAGUUACCUGGCUGGAAGCGGUGUUUUCACUUCGCACGUCGAUUUCACCUGGAUAAUGCAGCUACGCUAUGACAGACAUAAGGAUACCGCUGAUUGCAUGUUUUAUUGGAUACAUAACGUUGUCUGUUGCCCAUUUCCUACCAAAUCCAUCAUUUCAAUCACCGUUUCUUCCUAACCGAAUCCGUCCCUAUCCUUAUUUGCACGCUGGGAAUUAUGGUCGUCGUCCUGUGUUUAAUGUGUUUCCCCAAUUUUUCCCCUAUUUACAUUUCCUUCAUGUACAUCAAGCUCAGUCUCAAAGAAUGUUCAACAUGCAUUCGCAUUUAAAUUUGCACGGCAACUGUCCAAGCGAGCAAUUUUCUGGAAGACAGGCGGUUUCACACACGAAGGUAGCUCGGAUUUCAUCGUACGAUCAUAAGGAUUUACAGACACAACCCCCUGUACAAAUGUCGGAUUUUAAGAAAUUCCAUCCAAUUGUAAAACCAAAACCUACCAACUUCGUUCGCGACGUAGCUAAAUUACAUACAAUUCCACCGGAAAGCAAGUUUAGGAAAGCUCCAAAUGCGCAAUAUUUUGAAAAUAUUGUCAUGGUAAACCUAACAGAAAAUUCAAAUACUAGUCAGAAAGUUGGUGUAACGCCUACUCUCAGAUUGGGAAGUCCUAAAAGUUUAAACGAAACAUCCGGUGAUCCUAAAAAUCCAGACUGGAAUUACUUUGACUUUAUUACUAACAAGGACUUCAUAAUCAAACUUAUAGAAAAUAAGUUAAUCAAGCUUCAGAACCAGGAAAAGUUUGUAGGAGGUAUAUCGGUGAACACUCAGUUGUAUGACCAAAUAAAGAAAAUAGAGGAUGCAAUGGGUAUACAUGUAGCGGCAUCAGUGGGGAAUUGGACAACAACUGUACCCCCUGACCCCGUUCCGGCAAUUUCAACAGAUAACAACAGAGAUGGUCAGUACACUGCACUUUCAACGUUCAUGGGGAAUUUCUUCUGUGCAUGGUGCAAAGCCCAUAACGGGAUGCAGAGAAGCACUUGUCUUAAGUUUUGCUUCAAUGAUAUAAUUCGCAAAAAUGGUCGCUCUAAUGAACGCGAUCAAUCAAGUGAUCAAGAGAGGAAAAAGUAAAUUCGCCCAUAAUGACUUUAUUUACUCAAGCCUUAAAAUACUCAAAGAAACUACAAAAAUGACAUGGUUCUGUUUUUUGUACAAAUUGAUCAUGAGGAAUUCCAUUAUUUAUAUCAUAACUUUAAGUGGUGUUUGUUGUUUUGGUUGAACAUUUAAUUUGGGUUUUUUCUGUUUAACAUUUAAUUGUUCGUUUUUUCUGUUUUGUUUUGUGUUUUUGUACGGUAUUUUAUGUACAUGUUAUUUGGUCACCUGAAAAAAAAACCCUACUUAAUUUUGUAUAUGUCAACCAAAAAGUAAAUGUCGCAGAUGCGAUAAAUUCAUGAAACCUCACCGUAAAGCGACAAAUUUGGAACUUUGAAAUAUUUAGAUAUAGUCAUUUAGAUCCAAAACUUUUAAUUCAAAAUAAUUCAAAGUUCUCAAAAUAACAUAUCAUAAAAAGCAAGAAAGUCGCCGCACGCCUUUGACGUUAUUUGUCUGUCAUUAAUUGUAUCACAGGUGUGAGAUUCGUCAGUCGAGUGUGAGACAGAAGUGUGGGAAUGUGUUCCAUACACUGUUUACUACAAAGCCGAUGUAAAAUUGUAAUCAAACAUCGUCUGUUGUUAAAAAAUGCUAGAAUGUGCAAAAUCCAUGAAGUAAUUGUUAUGCUCAACUCAUUUAAAUUUAUCGUUAUUUUAUUUUUAUUGAGAAAAAAAUUGUCUAGGUUCGCUUCCUGACUUGCACUAUAGAUUCAGGUUUGUUCAAAUUGUGAUUCCCAGGGGUAGGGUGGGCCCGUAAGGAGCGAGGUCGAAUUUUUACAUAGUAAUAUAUAGAUAUUUUUUUUCUAAAUCUUCUUUUCAAACACAAAUUGGUCAGAAAUGUUGUAACUUGUGUAAAAGCAUUUUCGGGUAGGGUAGAUUCUGGUUUGUUAAAAUCGUGAUCCCCAGGGGAAGGAUGGGGUUACAAUGGAGGGGUCGAUUUUUUUUAAUGUAGAAAUAUAUAGAGAUUUUUUCAAAAAAUCUUCUCAAAUACCAACUGGCCAGAAAAGCUGAAACUUGUGUGGAAGCAUCCUCAGGUAGGUUAGAUUUAAGUUUGUACAAAUCAUGGAUCCCCAGAAGUAGGGUGGAGCGACAAUGUGGAAAGCGGCAAUUUUUACAUAGGAAAAAAAUUAAAUUUUUCUUGUAAACUUCAAUGUAAUGAUACAUGGUUUUACUAAUACUGUUAUGGAAAAUCUUGACAUAUUAUUAAUUCUCAACUGCUUAGACCCUGGUCAAUUUUUGGGCGCCAAUAGGGAUUAUAGAUUUAUAGAUAUUUGUUGAAGAUCUUCUUGAGAACUGUUAUACUCCUUAUGUUAUAUGAAUUUGAAGUCAUCCUGUUUAAAAGUGGCUCAAUGUUUAAGAUAAGACUAUCUGGAAAAAAAAUUGAAAAUCUUAUUGUACAGGAUCUAUUCUACUACAUCGUCCAGGUAUUUUGUAAAUGACUCCAUAAAUCUGAGUUCAUUGUGGCUAUUAAUGCUCAUGUGGCCCAUGGGCCUCUUGUUAAUGUUAAAUGAUGAGAAAAGAAAAGUAAUCACUCAUCAUAUACUCGUGUGUGUGAUGGUGAAAUUCCACCUCUGAGCCAAGAUUCACGGCCCAGGACUCGCGUCUUGUCCCUCAAUCGAUGGAAAUUCAUUAUCCCACACACGUUAUAAUGAAUGAUUCUAAUAGAGUAUUCAUGAAACAUUACCUAGAAAAUUUUAAAUUUAUCAAAAUAUUUUUGACUAAGGGUCAAAUGAACCUUAUGAUAUUUCCCUGCAUCGUGUGUUUUUGUCAUUAUUUUAA
This is a messenger RNA of Magallana angulata, 3060 nucleotides long. RefSeq lists its product as uncharacterized. The transcript has 2 exons. The coding region runs from base 215 to 1264 and encodes 349 amino acids. Lineage: Eukaryota; Metazoa; Mollusca; Bivalvia; Ostreida; Ostreidae. The record is from RefSeq and is a predicted model, not a curated record.